Messenger RNA from Cuscuta campestris, 602 nucleotides. NCBI's taxonomy places the organism in Eukaryota, Viridiplantae, Streptophyta, Magnoliopsida, Solanales, Convolvulaceae. The record is from the annotation of a GenBank genome assembly.
AGAGAGGCGGUGGUCGGGAGUGCGCGGCGGUCAGAUCUGCUCCUCCGGUCCUCCCGCCAUCGAUUUCAUAGAUCUACAAAGCUUCUGUUACUCUUAGCCUUGCCUCAAGACGUCAAAAUCUCGGAUGGAAAAGAUUAGAUCUACUAAGGAAGGGUUACGGAAGGGAUGGCGACAAGAAGAACCAGAGAAGUCAUCCGAUGGUGCCAGAGAGUCGGCGACAGCGGUGGUAAAGAAUCGCCGGCGGUGGGGCCUUUCGACGGCGAGGGGGUAGCGGCGGCAGGGGCUAUCGAAGGCGAGGGGGCAGCGGCGGUAGGGGCUUUCGGCGGCGAGGGGACAGCGGCAUCAGGGGCUAUCGAAGGACGAAUGAGCUUGGGGUUACGUUUGUUGAGUUUUUCUGCUGCGAGUGUUGGCGAUUGAAGCGAGGACGAGGAGUUUCUUUUUUCUCCUUUUGGACCGUUCUCUACUUCUCUAUCGGUUUUCAUGCUCUUGAUCUCUAGAAAAAACAAAGACAAAUGCAACUUUCCCGUUCUUUAAUCAUGCACAUAUUUUUUUUAGAAGAGAGAGAUUAUAGGUUUUUUUGGAAAGAAAGAGAGGGAUAUUGG